UCCACUCCCAUAGCAGAGGCCGCAUACCUCCUUAGGAUGCAGUAUAGACCUGUCCAUUGGCUGGCACAGACAUCGGUUCUUUUUCGAAACGACAACGACUCAUGAAACCGAGAGGAUAGAGGAUACAAGUCGUGUUAGACACACUCGUGUACCGAUGCGUCAUGAGGUAGGGUGUAUGUACGUGAUUUUUUCUAAAUGUUAUUUUUCAAACGAGUGAUCUCCCAAACGGAAAUACACGUGGUGUGAUGAUGAGUUGAUACGGUGCUGCGAGGAAGAAGGAUCUUGGACCGACUUUAUGAGGUGACGAUGUGGACAAUUUUGCUCUUCACACUCUCCACGUGGUCUUCGUCAUGGGGUCAGGUGAUCAACAGAGCGCCGCAUUUCGUGCAAGGUGGAGACAUGGCCAGACUGGCCGUGUCAGAAGGCACACCUCCAGGUGCACCUGUAUACACUCUUCAAGGAGAAGAUCCGGAAGGAUCCAAGUUACAUUAUUCGAUCAGUGGUGAAUACUUCACUGUAAAUCGGGACAGCGGUGUCGUUGUUUUAAGAAAGGCGCUGGACAGGGAGACCCAGGAUUUGAUUGAAGUGAUCAUCAGUAUAACGGACGAAGGGAUCGCAGGAUCAGAACCCAACACAGUAUCCCUCCGACGUGAGAUAGCUGUGUUAGAUGAGAAUGAUAAUCCACCGGUAUACCACGGCAGACCUUAUGCAGCCAGGGUGCCAGAAAGCGCACAUGUGGGUGGUCUUCUAGUUCCACCUGGUACGAUCACGAUCACAGAUCGCGAUGGUGGUGUAAACGCGGAUAUUCACGUGCAGUGUGUCUCUACGUCGCGAGACGAUGAUGUCUGCGAGGUCUUCAACGUUUCUACAGAAAAGUUGACGGAGGGAAAAUACGACGUACAGAUCACCCUGUCGAAGUCUCUGGACUACGAGAGGAGAAACUCGUAUUUGAUCAACCUUUUGGCUGUAGACGGUGCCAGCGAUGUAUCGAAAAGGUUACAGGCCAGGGCAACAGUAGCCGUGGACGUUCUCGAUGUUCAGGAUCAGCCGCCCGUGUUUCUGAACGCGCCGUACAGCGCGGCACUUCCAGAGAACACGCCAGCUAGUCACACGAUUCUAACAAUCAGAGCGCGAGACGGUGACACGGGUGAACCUAGAGUUCUCCUAUUAACUCUCGAAGACGAGGAAUCAGGCCACUUUGAUCUCGACGUAUCGAGAGAGGGUGACGUGACAGUAGGAAAACUGGUUACCACCAACAUUUCCCUCGAUCGAGAGGAUCCUAGAAUCCUACAAAAUGGUGGGAUUUAUACGUUCCAAGUGAAAGCUACGGAAUUAAUCAAUAACGAGAUCCCAGCAGACACUGCAACCUCGAUUGUCACGAUAGUCGUUACAGAUGUUGACGAUUUGAUGCCUGUGUUUAACGAGAAGUACUUUAAUAUAAAAAUUUCAGAAGACAUAGGUAAAGGUACACCUUUACCGGGAUUAAAUAUGAUAGUGAGUGACGGAGAUGUUGGAGAGAAUGCGAAGUACAGAUUGGCUCUUAGAGAUGCGCCGGAUUAUCCUGGAAUUAGCAAGGCUUUCAUUGUUAGUCCCGAAGAAGCUCAAGGGCGUGUGCCAGUUGUGGUUAAAGCAAAAGAUGUCAAUGUCUUGGAUUAUGAUGUGGAUGACCUCGCUAAAAGGCAACUCGAGUUCGAAGUUGUUGCACUGGUUGCAAAUGAAGUGGUGGCCGCAAGUAGAGUUCACGUAGAGUUAAUGGACGCCAACGAUCACAGUCCAGAAUUUUCUCAAUCGGUGUACAAACUAUCUGUGCCAGAAGACGCGGAAAUAGGCACACGAUUCGGCGAUGUGUUCGCAAGAGACUACGACAGUGGUUCUUUUGGUGAAUUGACUUACACUCUACGUGGUUUCGGAUCUGACAAAUUCGAAACUAAUCUAAAAACAGGUGGAGUAUCGGUAGCAAAACCAUUGGACUACGAAGCUCAGAAAUCGUAUUCAUUGACGAUGGAAGCUAAAGAUGGAGGUGGAAGAGUAUCUGCUGUGAAUAUUUUGAUAGAAUUGGAUGAUGUUAAUGACAAUAAGCCAGUAUUUGAACAAAACGAAUAUACCAGAACUGUCCGCGAAGGAGCAACAAGUUUCGAUCCACAGAUGUUUGUUAGAGCCACUGACGUCGAUGGCCCAGCACAGGGAAAUGGGAAAGUAACGUACUCCAUCAGUUCGCACAACAGUAUGACGAACGGUGUUUUCAAGAUAAAUUCAGAGACCGGAGAAGUGACAAUGGCGAAAGCAGUGCGUUCAGACGACACAGAAAGAGGAAUUUACGAAUUAAUAAUUCGUGCUACGGAUGCUGGAACGCCGCCAUUAUAUUCCGAAGCAAAAUUAUCAGUCAGGGUCGGAGUACCUGGAAACCAAAAACCCAUCUUCCGAGGAAAUUACAAAUCUAAUGUACCAGGACCUAGCACUUACCGAGCAAGAUUGUUGGAGAACGCUUCGCCAGGAACGGAAGUCAUUAGAGUCGUAGCAAACGAUCCUGACGGAAGAGACAACUUGUUGCAGUAUCACAUUGCUUCCGGUGCUAAAGAUAAUUUUGUCAUAGACUCUAGUUCCGGUGUUAUCACGGUCUCACCGGAUGCUCGUUUGGAUUUGGAAACCGGAGGAGAAAAGUACGAAGUAAUAGUUUACGCCAUAGACUCUGGCACACCACUUAGGGAAACCGCUACGACAACUGUCACAGUGAAUAUGGUAGACGUGAACAACAAACCACCGAUGUUCAACGAGUCGACGUAUCUCGUUUACGUAUCGGAAAGAGCAUCUAUUGGUGAACCAGUAUUGAAAGUAGUAGCAACAGACCCAGACUCAGACGCUUAUUUGGAAUAUUCUUUAGUAGAACCCAUCAGGGCUGUCGACAAAACUGGCGUGGCUCUGAAGAGCACAACUUCCUAUGAUUACAAAACAGCGUUUCGAAUAAAUUCCAUGACUGGUUUAAUUACAGUAAAUCGUGUGUUAGAUUAUCAAGUGGCUGCAGUAGUCAUUUUGACGGUUCAGGUGCAAGAUUUGAACGCCGUCGUUGAUAAAGAGAAACAGAUUACGAAUGUCGAGGUGACGAUUUAUAUCCAAGCUUACAGCGACGACAAUCCAACGUUUACGAAUCCAGGAUGGUCGCCUAAUAACCCCACAAUCAAAAUUUCCGUGCCAGAGGAACAACCUCUUGGAACUACUUUGCUAAUGCUAUCAGCUAAAGAACCAACUACUGGUUAUGCUGUUCAAAGGUUUGAAUUGGUGAGGGAAGAUGAUGAUGAAGGGUAUGUGAAUGUGGGUGUUCAAAGCGGAAAUGUUGUUUUGAGCAAGCGGCUGGACUAUGAAGCUCUGAAUCAAAAGUUCAUUCGAUUUAAAGUACGAGCGUUAGCAAGAGAUUACGAGAUAACAAGAAAAAUGUCGGAAGCCAACUUGAUAGUCGAAGUGCAAGACAUGAAUGACAACAGUCCUAUCUUUACUCAAAAGGAUUACAAAAUUUCUGUAUUAGAAUCGGUAAAACCUCCAAAGAUUGUAUUGAACGUCAGAGCUACGGACAUGGAUAGCUCCAGCACGGAACAGGAAGUUAAGAGAGGAUACGGUGAAGUGAGAUACUCUUUGGUUGGGGAAAACGCUAAUAUGUUUGAGGUGGAACCAAUAACUGGUAACAUUCAGAUUGCUACCAAUACAACACUUGACAGAGAAAAACAGUCGGUUCUCCGUUUUUACGUCGUUGCAUCAGACAUGCCUCAAGGUGGAGCAGAACAGAGAAGCACUAGAGCUUUGGUGACCGUAGAUGUUUUAGAUGUCAAUGAUAACGCUCCAAAUUUUGAGCAAGAAUCUUAUACAGCUGUAAUACCUGAGAAUGCUUCAUCAGGUGUCAGUGUAGUGAAUAUUACUGCCACAGAUCCAGACGAAGGCAAUGGCGGAAUAAUCAAUUAUGAAAUCAUUGAUGAGGGCGAAGCAAGUGGACUGUUCAAAAUAAACCACACAACCGGCGAAAUUUAUUCAGCUCGAGAAUUGACAGGCAAAGGAAGGACAGAGCCAUACAUAAUGAGAAUCAGAGCUCAAGAUGGCGGCGUGCCAGAACUCUAUUCCGACGUAAUUCUGACACUUUACAUCGGUGAUGUAGUCAGCAAUGAUGGCGUACCUCUUUUCAUCAGACCCACCCUCGAAGAAAUAGCUCACAUAGCUGAAAACUCAACCAUUGGCAGUCCAGUGUUCCAAGUCGUAGCUUCAGAUCCCGAUGAUCCAAAUUUACCAAACGGAAAGAUCACUUUCAAAUUUCUAGAAGAUGGAAACUUCGGCAAAGACGCUAGUGCCUUCAAAAUAAACAGCGAAACUGGUCUAAUUACUACCAGAAAAUUACUAGAUCGAGAAACAAAGGAUAGUUAUACCUUGAUAUUAGUUGCUCAAGACUUGGGAAGUCCUCCUCAGCAGGCAACUAGAGUUCUUCAAGUUCUAGUGAAUGAUAUCGACGAUCAUAAGCCUCAUUUUAAAAGAAACUUAGACAGUUCACCUAUAGAACUGACAAUAUUCGAAGAAGAACCAAUUGGAACAAAAGUUGGCGUGAUCGAGGCGAUUGACGAAGACAUCGGAGAAAAUGGAAUGAUCGACUAUUCAAUUAUCUAUGGAAACGAAGCUAGGCUGUUUAUUGUAGAAAGACUCGAAAACAAUUCGGCAGUGAUCAAAUCAAACGGUCGACUCGAUAGAGAGACAGCUGAUCGUCAUUUGCUAACGAUUAAAUGUUUCCCCUUUUCCACAAAGAAGAGUGACAUCGUUCCAAAACCUUACAAUCGACAAGAUCCUUCUGAAAGACAAAUUCUUGUCAAUAUUUUGGAUAUCGACGAUAAUAAGCCAAAGUUUAAAAAGGAGAAUGUUACAUUGGGUGUCCGUCUAAAUGUUCCAAUAGACACGAGUCUCAUCACUCUGGAAGCUUUCGAUGCUGACUCUGACGCUCUUCCAAUUAAUUACAGCACGGGCAAAGCUUCUUUUACUUCCCUCGUUGAUCCUUCUAUGUCUAAACGAGAGAUUCCCUCGCAUUUGUCUUUGAAUCCUCAAACUGGAGAACUCAGAACGACUGGUUCCAUGACCAGUUACGCAGAUGGUUACAUGGAAAUCAUUGUCUCGGCCAAUAACUCGGUUACACCAGGCAGAGAGACGAAUAUCACAUUAAGGAUAUUUCUGCUGCGUGACAGAGACAUGUUGAAGUUUGUGUUUUCGAAGCCACCUGUAGAGGUCAGAAAGACUCUGGAGGAUUUUGAGAAAUCUGUGCAACAAGCUCUGUCUUUACCGAUAACUGUCAAUGUUUACGAUACGCAGUUUUAUUCGAAGGAAGACAACUCUUUGGAUUUCUCUUCGACCAGUUCCUGUUUUCAAAUGGUUGGAAAGGAAGCAUAUGAUUUGGACGAAAUGAAAGCUCUUCUAACUGAUCCAAAAAACGAAGAAUUGAAGAAAGUUUAUAGGACGUAUCAUGUGGAGAAGGUGCAACAUUGCGCUGCCAUGGUAGCUAGAGCUGACGCCUCGAUGACGCAGAUGUGGGUGCUUGCCAUCGCGGUUCUUGUUGGCAUUGCUACGGUAAUUUCUAGUUGUGCGCUUUGCUGCAUGCACGCCAAGUACAAACGACAAGUAAAACACGCCCGUUUGCGUGAUCAGCCUCGGCCGCCAUUAAGUUACGUCUCUUCCGGUCCAGGGAUGGUCAGUGCCACGUCACAUACAACGCUGGGACCUGGUACCAUGGUUUCUCUAGGACCACACGAAGGUCCUUACGAAUGGGGAGCGGAUACAACUCUCUAUCAUCCGAGUACUCUCGGUUCUAGGACGUAAACGAGUAGACGAUGACUGAACAGCAUAAAGAUUUUCAUUCUUCUGUACAGAAAACGCCUUGAGAAAGAUCUUUUUAGCUCAGAACCGAGAUUUACUUAACGA
Molecule: messenger RNA, 5937 nt
Organism: Bombus huntii
Lineage: Eukaryota; Metazoa; Arthropoda; Insecta; Hymenoptera; Apidae
Gene: Cad74A
Product: cadherin-23
Exons: 13
Coding region: 307-5835 (1842 amino acids)
Biological process (GO): homophilic cell-cell adhesion
Cellular component (GO): cell-cell junction; plasma membrane
Molecular function (GO): calcium ion binding
Source: RefSeq, a predicted model, not a curated record